Molecule: messenger RNA, 390 nt
Organism: Phalaenopsis equestris
Lineage: Eukaryota; Viridiplantae; Streptophyta; Magnoliopsida; Asparagales; Orchidaceae
Exons: 1
Coding region: 1-390 (129 amino acids)
Source: RefSeq, a predicted model, not a curated record
AUGUUGGGAUGCAAGCUUGCAGUUUCACCAAUUGAUCAGGGAAAGUUGAGCGUAGAGGUAGGAAAGCCAGUUGAUCGCGUGAGGUACCAUAGGUUGGUUGGUCCUCUCAUCUAUUUGUGUCACACUCGUCGCGACAUAUCAUUUGCAGUAAAUGUGGUGAGCCGUUACAUGCAUGACUUGAGGAAGUGUCACAUAGAUGCAAUAUAUCAGAUUCUGAGGUCCUUGGAGAGUGCAUCAGGGAAGGGGUUGAUCAUUAUGAAGAAUAGGCAUGUAAGCGUUGAGGGCUAUUGUGACUUUGAGUGGGCGGGUUAUAUGGAUGACAGGAUAUCCGCAUCUGGAUACUACAUGUUCGUAGGGAGCGAAUUGGUCCCUUGGAAGAGCAAGAAAUAA